Closterium sp. Naga37s-1 is the source of this 3045-nucleotide messenger RNA. NCBI's taxonomy places the organism in Eukaryota, Viridiplantae, Streptophyta, Zygnematophyceae, Desmidiales, Closteriaceae. The record is from the annotation of a GenBank genome assembly.
AUGGCACCAAAGAAACUCCAAAAACCAGGCAUUCUCCGCGUGCCGCUGAGCUACUAUCCGCUCUCUAAGGCCCAUGCGCUCGGAUACGGUCGGGUAUUUGGAUAUGGUCGGAUAUUCGUCCUGUUUGAAAGGCACAAUCCGGGGUUGAUCCUCGUGCUGCUGGGAUACAACCCGCUCUCCAAGACCCACGCCCGCGACCUUCUAAACAGCUUCUCCCAGGCGCUCGCUACUGUCACAGGGGUUACAAUCACACCCCACUCCUCCGCUAAGGCUCUGAGCGGCCAGGGAGGAUGGGAGGGGCGGGUGACGGAAGAGGGGCGGGUGAUGCUGGGGGAGGCGCUUGCUGGGCUGGCGAGUGGGGUCCGAGGCGUGGUGGGAUCGGUGAGUGACGGAGGAGGGGCGGGUGAUGCUGGGGGAGGCGCUUGCUGGGCUGGCGAGUGGGGUUCGAGGCGUGGUGGGAUCGUGAGCGAAUGGGGAGGGGCGGGUGACGGAGGAGGGCGGGUGAUGCUGGGGGAGGCGCUUGCUGGGCUGAUGAGUGGAGUUCGAGGCGUGGUGGGAUCGUCCUUGACUUGCGUGAAGAGGUACCCCGAUGGGCCACAGGCAUACCUUGUUUAUCCUGACGGUGACUGCUCGAUCCCCUUGGAUGAUGACGAUGAGGAGGAGACGGAGGAGACGGAGGAGAUGGAGGAGACGGAGGAGACGGAGGAGACGGAGGAGACGGAGGAGGAGAGGAAGGAGAGGCAGAAGCAUGGGAAGCAGAAGCAGGAGAGUCACGUCGGCAGUGACUUUGUGGCGGCUGCUGCGGCCCGAGCCAGAGUUGCUGCUUCGGCACCCGGAGCUCAUAGUGAGGGGGCAGGAUCGGGGGUAGGAUCGGGGGCAGGAUCGGCUGAUGCCAAUGCGCAUGGGCAUGGGCAUGGGCAUGGGGGUGGGCAUGGGCAUGCGGGUGGGGGUGGCGGGCAGGCAGAAGGGCAUGCGGGUGGGGGGCAUGGUGGGCAGGUGGUGCAUGGGGCAGAUGGGGAGCAUGGGCAUGCCAUGCAUCUAUCGCCAGGGCAUGCCAUGCAUGGGUCAGCACCACAUGGCGUGCAUGUGUCACCAGGACAUGGGCAGAAGAAUGUGAAGCAGAAGCAGGAGAGUCACGUCGGGAGCGACUUUGUCGCGGCUGCUGCGGCCCGAGCCAGAGCUGCUGCUUCGGCAGCCGCAGAGCCUUCAUCCCCCGCCCAUUCCUCCAGUUCCCAUCACAGCCAGACACACUCCAACACGUCUCCUCAUCACCAGCAGCAGCAUCAGCAGCAGCAACAGCAGCAGCAGCUACUGCAACAGCAGCAGCAGGAGGCGCAGAAUCAGCAGCAGAAGCAGCAACGCAAGGAGGAGAAGAAGAAGAUCAGCAGGCAGAGCAACGUGGGCAGCAGCCUUGUCUUUGCCGCAGCAGCCGCAGCCCGCCAGAAAGCCGAUGCAGCAGCAGCAGCAGCAGGGGCUUCAGGGCGGCAUCUAGGCGUGCCGCACACGGGCAGCACGGGGGGCGCAGGCACAGGCACAGGGACGCCUCAUAGCUACCGCAGCGGCCCUGCCAGUGGGUUGAACAGUGGGUUUGGCAGUGGUGCUGGCAGCAGCGGCAGCAGUAGCCCUGUGAGCAGCCGAGGGGCGGAGGAGCAGGAGCGGGAGGUGGGGCUGAUGCAGAGUGGGCUGAGUGGUCAGAGUGGGCAGAGCAGGUUGCAUCCCAGGGAUGGGCAGGGGAAUGAGAAGCGGGCUUACCAUCUCUCUAUGCAUGGCAGCUGUGCUGCUGCUGCUGCUGCUGCUGGUGCUGCUGGUGCUGGUGCGGCUGCUUCUGCCGGUGAUGGCACUAGUGCUGAUGCUGGGCUUGGUGCUGCCACUGGUGCUGGUUUGGGAGAAGUUGUUAGUGGUAGUGGCAGCGGCAGUGGCAGACGGGGCGAGGAGAAGCAGCUGGAGUCUCAGUCGUCAGGUGGGGGUCAGGGCAAGGGCAAGGGGCUGCUGUUUGGAAUCAGCAAGUCUCUAGGAGGUGCUAAGAGCAAGGAAGGCAAGGAGAAGAAGAAGGAGAAGGAGGAGAAGGAGAGGGAGAAGGAGAGGAGGAGGAAGGAGAAGGGAGAGAAGGAGAGUACUGUGGGGAGCAGCUUCGUGGCAGCUGCAGCAGCCAGAGCUGCAGCUGCUGCUGCCACCAAGGAGCAACUGGGCGCUGCUGCUGGGUCUAAUGGGGGAGUGGGCGGUGCAGGACGGUUGGGAGCGGUGGGAGGGUCCAUGGGGAGGAUGAGUGGGGGGGGGAGUGUGCAGGGUAGUGUUGAUGGUGGUGGUGGUGCUGGUGGUGAUGCUGGUGGUAGCAACAGGAACAGCACAGGGGUUCGAAGCAACAGGAGCAGCAGCAGCAGCCUGCAGCAGCAGGAGCAGCAGCAGUACCAGCAGCAGUAUCAGUACCAGCAGCAGUAUCAGAAUCAGCAGCAGCAGCAGCAGCAGCAGGAGGGUGACGGGGAUUCGGUGAGCGAGCGAGAUACAAUGUCAGAGCGAGGCGGGGAUGCUGAGGAUACCGAAGGAGAGAGCGUUGAUGGGGAGAGUGUGGAAGGAGAGAGCAUCGAAGGGGACCGUGGGGACGGAAGCACCAGUGGUGGUGGUGGAGGGAAGAAGGGGAAGAAGAAGGGGACAAAGAAGGCCGGCCUGCGUGGCUGGCUGACCAAGAAGCUGCAUGCUUCCUCCUCUCUGCCGCCCGCCAGCCCGGAACGAGGGGCAUUGCCCGCCGCCCGGUCAUCUCCCGGCCGCCCGGGGGAGAGCCCCAGCCGCCUGCGUGACAGCCCUGGCCGCCCACUUGACAGUCCCAGCCGCCCGUUUGAAAGUCCCGGCGCCUCACCCAGUCACGGUGGGGUUGGCCUGUCGCAUAACCGUGGGGGUUCCUGGGAGGCCGGGCUUGGAGGUUCUGGGGGCGCUGGGGGCAGUGGUCGUGGCGUUCCUGUUCCCUCCUCUCUUCCCUCCACUCCCCUUCACUCCACCUCCCUCCUCUGCUCUUCUCUCCCCCUCCCCCUUCUCCAAAUUGUAUUUUGA